Molecule: messenger RNA, 2024 nt
Organism: Portunus trituberculatus (swimming crab)
Lineage: Eukaryota; Metazoa; Arthropoda; Malacostraca; Decapoda; Portunidae
Gene: Sps1
Product: inactive selenide, water dikinase-like protein
Exons: 7
Biological process (GO): L-selenocysteine biosynthetic process
Cellular component (GO): cytoplasm
Molecular function (GO): ATP binding; selenide, water dikinase activity
Source: RefSeq, a predicted model, not a curated record
CGAGCAGGUUUGGGAUGCGCGUCAUCCGGGAACCAAGGAAUGUGGCAGCCAGGGAGGCGCCAUUUUGAGGCAGGCCGAGCAGCGGCAGGGGCACUACCGGCUCGACUCCAGGGAAGUCAUUCGCUCUGCUGCUGUAGCAUCUAAAGUGCGACACGAUGGAGGUGUACAUAGAGCAGACGCAGGUGCCACAAGAUGCCCUGGCCGCCGCGGCUCAACUGGAGCUCGGGGGCACCCCACACACCCUCACCAUCCGCAGGCCAUUCAAUCCUGUCGCUCACGACCUCGACGCUAAUUUCCGCCUCACGAGAUUCGCGGAUCUGAAAGGAUGAGGGUGCAAGGUCCCUCAGGAGGUGCUGAUGCGCCUCUUGGAGGGACUGCAAGACGAUGGGACAGGCCACGAGCACGACCAUGCAGCCCAUUUCAUGCACAUGCCCGUCACUCGCAUAGGCAUUGGAAUGGAUGCAAGUGUCACACCUCUGCGCCAUGGUGGCCUGUCCCUCGUGCAGACAACAGACUUCUUCUAUCCCCUUGUUGAUGAUCCCUACAUGAUGGGGAAAAUUGCGUGUGCUAAUGUUCUAAGUGACCUGUUUGCAAUGGGGGUGACUGAUUGUGACAACAUGCUGAUGCUCCUUGGGGUGUCUACCAAGAUGACAGAAAAGGAGAGAGAUGUGGUCAUCCCACUCAUGAUGAGAGGCUUCAAGGAUGCAGCACUAGAGGCAAACACAUCUGUUACGGGUGGACAGACAGUGAUGAACCCUUGGUGUACCAUUGGAGGAGUGGCCACUACAGUGUGCCAACCUAAUGAAUUCAUUGUGCCAGAUUGUGCAGUGGUUGGGGAUGUCCUGGUGCUAACAAAGCCUUUGGGAACACAAGUAGCAGUAAAUGCCCACCAGUGGUUGGACCAGCCAGAGAGGUGGAACCGCAUUAAGUUGGUUGUGUCAGAGGAGGAUGUGCGUAAGGCCUACCAGAGGGCCAUGGAUUCCAUGGCUCGCCUUAAUAAGACAGCUGCAAGGUUAAUGCACAAGUACAAUGCUCAUGGUGCUACAGAUGUAACAGGGUUUGGCUUACUUGGCCAUGCCCAGAACCUGGCAAAGAACCAGAAACAUGAAGUAUCCUUUGUAAUUCAUAAUCUUCCAAUAAUUGCUAAGAUGGCGGCUGUGGCAAAGGCAUGUGGCAAUAUGUUCCAUCUGCUACAGGGACUAAGUGCUGAAACUUCAGGAGGCCUGCUGAUAUGUCUACCUAGAGAGCAGGCAGCAGCUUACUGUAAGGACAUAGAGAAACAGGAGGGCUAUCAGGCAUGGAUCAUCGGCAUCGUCGAGAAGGGCAAUCGCACAGCACGCAUAAUUGACAAGCCCCGGGUGAUUGAAGUUCCCGCUAAGGAGAAGGAUGGGGAGUUGUGGUAGGACCUUAGAGAGGUGCCAGCUGUACUUGGUCUCCUUGAGUGAGCUUUCAUGAAGAUAAUCAGCUCCUUGGACAAAGGAAUUAAUAGAGAGUACAUUGGCUAACAUCCAUGAAUGAAGGAGAUGGCUGUUUUUUUGUAUCAGAGUUUAUCCAUUUUUAUAAAUGAAAGGGUUGAUUUUUGGCUUGAAAUUUUGAUUAGUUUACAGUCUAUCUUGAUUUUAAUUUAACACUGGUAACACAACUUUCUCACAAAUGAGUGUAGUUUUUGUGACAUUGCCUUGACAACGACAUUCCUUGGUAGCCAAGCUUCAACGUUAUGGUUGCAUGUGGCAGAAAGUUGGGCAACUGCUCAUUGACAAAUAACUUUGCUCAAGUAUGACAAGCACAUCCUUCUACACAUUCACUGGAAUUAUUGCACAAAUGUUCAUGUAUCUAGGUUUUGGUUGUGCUGAAUACUUUGCAAAGAGUGGCAGCAGAUGAAUGAAGCAAAAGAGAGACCUUAUUAUGAAGGUCAUUUUGUAAAGCUUUUUGAAGCAGGAAAUGACUGGAGACUCAGGGUCUCUUCCUUGUUUCAUUGGUCAUGUGUCCAAGCCUUGGAACUCAAUAAAAAACAAUUGAAUGUA